Messenger RNA from Trachymyrmex septentrionalis, 411 nucleotides. RefSeq names its product odorant receptor 4-like. The transcript has 4 exons. Gene Ontology annotation, biological process: detection of chemical stimulus involved in sensory perception of smell; sensory perception of smell. Bases 1 to 411 code for a protein of 136 amino acids. The record is from RefSeq and is a predicted model, not a curated record. Lineage: Eukaryota; Metazoa; Arthropoda; Insecta; Hymenoptera; Formicidae. Gene Ontology annotation, molecular function: odorant binding; olfactory receptor activity. Gene Ontology annotation, cellular component: plasma membrane.
AUGACAGUUCGAUACAUAGCGUUGUCAACGAUAGGGCUCAGUUCCAUAGCAGUAAUAUUUAGCGGUCUUACUUUUUUGACCCAACAAACAUUAACUAUAAAAACUCAAUGUUUUGCCAUUUCUACAUCCGCACUUAUAGAGGUUUUCAUCUGCGCAUGGCCAGCUGAUUAUUUAUUACGCACGAGCAAUGAUAUUGGUUAUGCUGGAUAUGAAUCAUCAUGGUACAGUAAAGAUAUAUCUUUACAGAAAAAUUUGUUAUAUACUGUAACGAGAUGUCAACAUCCUGUAACUCUAACUGUACCAUGUUUGCUACCGAGUCUUUCACUUAAUUAUUAUGCCUCUUUUUUAUCAACUACGUUUUCCUAUUUCACAACAUUUCGAGCAAUGCUUGCUAAAGAAGACGCGUUUUAA